UGGCGCUCGGCCAUCCAGAAACAAACCACUUCGAUGACUCCUAAUAGUUAUCGCCAGAUGUACUAAUACACAACAAAUCACGGUCCGAGAGAGGGGGAAGAGCAAAUGAGUUCCUAUUUCGUGAAUCCCACUUUCCCGGGGAGCCUGCCGGGAGGCCAGGACUCUUUCCUCGGGCAGAUCCCCCUGUACCCGACGGGGUAUGAUGCUCUCAGGCAUUUUCCGGCUUCGUACGGGGCGAGCAGCCUGCAGGACAAGACUUACACCUCACCUUGUUUCUACCAACAGUCCAACACCGUCAUUGCUUGCAACCGGGCUUCCUAUGAGUACGGAGCCUCUUGUUUUUACUCGGACAAGGAAAUUAGUAGCGCCUCUCCCUCCGGCAGUGGGAAGCAGAGGGGGCCCGGGGACUACCUGCACUUUUCUCCCGAGCAACAGUACAAAUCCAGCGGCGUCCAAGCCAAAAUUGUAAAUGACGAAGGCACCGACCGGAAGUACACGAGUCCUGUUUACCCCUGGAUGCAGCGGAUGAACUCGUGCGCUGGUACAGUAUAUGGAACUCAUGGGAGACGAGGGAGGCAAACUUACACCAGAUACCAAACGCUAGAGUUAGAGAAAGAAUUUCAUUUUAACAGAUACUUAACCCGAAGACGACGCAUUGAGAUUGCAAACGCUCUCUGCCUUACUGAACGCCAGAUUAAAAUAUGGUUUCAAAACAGGCGGAUGAAAUGGAAAAAGGAAAACAAAUUCAUAAAUUCCACACAGCCCAGCAGCGAAGAAACAGAGGAAAAGUCAGGGGAGUAGAACCACGUUUAAUAAACGCUACCAGGCCUUUCCU
Mesitornis unicolor (brown roatelo) is the source of this 835-nucleotide messenger RNA. It is a transcript of the gene HOXA6, whose product is annotated as homeobox A6. Bases 106 to 801 code for a protein of 231 amino acids. Gene Ontology annotation, molecular function: RNA polymerase II cis-regulatory region sequence-specific DNA binding; DNA-binding transcription factor activity, RNA polymerase II-specific. NCBI's taxonomy places the organism in Eukaryota, Metazoa, Chordata, Aves, Mesitornithiformes, Mesitornithidae. The record is from RefSeq and is a predicted model, not a curated record. The transcript has 2 exons. Gene Ontology annotation, cellular component: nucleus. Gene Ontology annotation, biological process: anterior/posterior pattern specification; regulation of transcription by RNA polymerase II.